Diaporthe citri is the source of this 870-nucleotide messenger RNA. RefSeq lists its product as uncharacterized. Bases 1 to 870 code for a protein of 289 amino acids. Gene Ontology annotation, molecular function: RNA binding. The record is from RefSeq and is a predicted model, not a curated record. The transcript is spliced from 3 exons. NCBI's taxonomy places the organism in Eukaryota, Fungi, Ascomycota, Sordariomycetes, Diaporthales, Diaporthaceae.
AUGUCUGCCACAACUGUGAAUGUCAAGAACAUCGCCGGUAGCACCGACGACAAGGAGAUCCGCGACUUCUUCAGCUUCUGCGGCAAGAUUACCAGCCUCGACGUCAAGGCCGAGGGCGAGACCAAGUCUGCGACCGUCACCUUCGAGAAGGAGACUGCCGCCAAGACCGCCCUCCUCCUGAACAACACCCAGCUCGGCUCGACCCACAUCUCCGUCGAGUCUGCCGGCGGCUCGUCCCCUGUCGAUGCUGAGCACCCCACCACUAACGCUGAGCGGGAUACCGACGAGAUCACACAAGAGGAGAAGCCCCGUGCCCGCAUUGUUGCUGAGUACCUCGCCCAUGGCUACGUCGUGGGUGAUGCUGCGAUCCAGCGGGCAAUCGAGCUUGACCACACACACGGCGUCUCAUCCCGGUUCCUGAAUACUUUGACCGGUCUCGACAAGAAGUACCACGCCACCGACCGAGCCGUGACCGCCGAUCAGAGCUAUGGCAUUUCCCAGCGGGCGAACACCCUCUGGUCCGGCUUGAACUCGUACUUCGAGAAGGCUACCAACACCCCCACCGGCAAGAAGCUGGUCGAUUUCUACACACAAAGCCAGAGGCAGGUCACGGACAUUCACACUGAGGCCCGCCGUCUUGCCGAUCUCAAGAAGAAUGAGCACGGUGGUUCUGCGUACAAGGCUUCCGGUUUGGAGCGCGUGUUUGGUGCUGAGAAGCCCAAGAAUGAGCCUCCGGCCUCCGGUCCUGGCGCCCCCGCCGCCCCUGGUGCUACCACCACGACCGAGACAACCCAGCCCGUAAAGCCUGCCGAGGGCGGCAUCGGCACCCAGGAGUCCGCUACUAUUCCCCAGCCCGAGAAAUCCGGUUAG